UGGGCGGAGCUGGACCGUCCUCCGGAUCGUCCGUGUCAAAUUAAACACCCUUCGUUAAGGAAUUGCUCCGGCUAGCCGCGAAUCGCACUCAGAAAUCAGUUCUCCGCGCCACCGAGCGCGAACUAGUCCGUGGAAGUUUCGAUCUCACCGCUGGGAGCUGUGGAACCUCCCUCGGGAACGAGCAGAAUCUUUCUUCAAACGAUCCUAGAGUUUUAGAGGAUUCAGAGAUCCCGUCGCGUAGUUCUUUCGAUGCGUGUCGCUUCGAAGUCGGCGGUUCGACCCUUACUUCGGGAUUCGAAAUGACGGAAAGGAAGGUGUGAUGCAGUGUGAUGAUAGUAACGUUGCACUCCGUAGUUGGUCUCUUGGAAGUCUUUGGAUGGAAUUUGGGAAAUUGUGAAGUGAUCCUUGAAGCGCGAGUUUCGAAGCUAAUCAGUGCAUUCGAGGAAGUAAUCGGAGACUUUAGUAUGGCAAUCCUUGGUAACAAGAAGAUGAGAAAGAUGUUAUUUUCGGAAAUCGUCCGGUUGAUGUAGUUCUACUGUAUUCAGUGGCGGAAAUUCAGUAAAGACUGUGAUAUCCUUCGCUUUAGAGGACGUCUUCUUUGCGGCUGCCUUGUUGGCAACACUAUAAGGCCAACAAGUCGUCAAGGGACAUGUAUAAGAAAGAUAUAAGCGUCAAAACAAUAACCGCAUGUUCUGAUCAUCGCCCAAUGGAGCCAACCAGUAGCUGCCAAGAUUAUCCGUGCAACGUCUCCAAGAGCUACGGUUGCGAGCUGCGAAGAGCGUACGAUCUAUGGAGCCCAGAAGAGAUCUUCCCGACUAUGUGUCCGUUGCCAAGCUACUACAGCCUUGUGCCGGACAUGCUGAACUCGAGAACAUUGCCCUUUUCCUGGAGCCUUCCCCUGAUAAGAUACAAGCCGCAGCCUCGAUACGAGAAACCGCCAUAUUCUUACAUCGCCUUGAUAGCGAUGGCUAUCAAUUCCUCGCCCAAGCAGAGGCUCACACUUUCGGGGAUCUACAGAUUCAUCAUGGACAGGUUUCCCUAUUACAGAGAGAACCGGCAGGGCUGGCAAAACAGCAUCAGGCACAACCUUAGCUUGAACGACUGCUUCGUGAAGAUACCGAGGGACAAGAUCGUCGGAGAGGAUAACGACGAGGACCAGGCUGGGAAGGGCAGUUACUGGACCCUGGACCCGUCCGCCAAUGAAAUGUUUGAACACGGCAAUUACAGGAGAAGGAGGAUGAGAAAGCAAAGAGGAUUCGCGCAGGAUAAGCAGGAACAAGACCAUGGAACCAUUUUGGUUUCACCGGAACCGCUUCCUAAUUUGAAGAGGCGAGAAGGGAGGAACGAAUAUAAAAUAGUAGAGGCGAAGGAUGACGAAGAGGAAGCACAGACCGCGAAAGUGAAAUACACAGAAACCCAAGGACACUGCGUAAAAUCGAUGAUGUUCACUAUCGAGAAUAUCUUGCGGAAAUCCACACGGGAUUCUGCUACCUAGCUGUUCGAGUUCGAUGAAUCAUAUUGUCAAUGUUCACUCCUUUUUUCGGGGAAUCAUAGGAAUUCGUUUGUCUCCUGGCACUGCUCAAUGGGCUCGUAAUGUAUAUUAAUGCUUCGGCUAUGCAGUUAAUUGAAAUAAAUUAAGAAUCUUCUGGUAAGGAUGAAACGUGCAGGAAGCAUAAAUUAAGAAAAGUUACUUUCUGUGACGCCCCGUUCGUUUAUUACAAAAAUGUUUCUAUUUUAUACAGUGGACGUUGGUGUAUGAAAUUUAGAAUACAGCUUAACCAUUAUCCUGAAGUAUCAUACAGUAUGUACAAAAUUAUAAAUUAAUUAACGCACGUAUAAGGAAGACAAUUGUACAGAAGAAUUGUUUCAGUGAUCUUGUGCUGUGUGUCUAAAUGUUAAAAAAGAACGUAGUUCAAAUUGUAUCUAAGUAAAAACCAGU
Messenger RNA from Nomia melanderi (Alkali bee), 1939 nucleotides. RefSeq lists its product as uncharacterized. Gene Ontology annotation, molecular function: DNA-binding transcription factor activity, RNA polymerase II-specific; RNA polymerase II cis-regulatory region sequence-specific DNA binding. Gene Ontology annotation, biological process: anatomical structure morphogenesis; cell differentiation; regulation of transcription by RNA polymerase II. The record is from RefSeq and is a predicted model, not a curated record. NCBI's taxonomy places the organism in Eukaryota, Metazoa, Arthropoda, Insecta, Hymenoptera, Halictidae.